AGGUUCAGCUGACAUAUAAUGAUGAGCAGUUGCUCUGGCAACAGAUCUACAUGCACUUGCGCUACUAUAACACUCCUAACGAGCAGCGGCACAUCGUUCGCAUCCUCUUCAUCGUGCCGAUCUACGCCUUCGACUCGUGGCUCAGCCUGCUAUUCUUCACUAACGAGGAGUAUUACGUUUACUUUGACACCGUCCGCGACUGCUAUGAAGCGUUUGUCAUCUAUAACUUCUUGAGUUUGUGUUACGAGUAUCUGGGUGGUGAGAGCGCCAUCAUGGCUGAAAUCAGAGGAAAACCCAUCCAGUCCAGCUGUGUUUAUGGCACUUGUUGUCUGUGGGGCAGAACGUACUCCAUUGGCUUUCUGCGCUUCUGCAAACAGGCGACGCUGCAGUUCUGUGUGGUGAAGCCGCUGAUGGCCAUGAUGACCGUCAUCCUGCAGGCCUUCGGGAAAUACAGAGACGGAGACUUCAAUGCGGCCAGCGGUUAUAUAUACGUGACCAUCAUCUAUAACAUCUCGGUCAGUCUCUCGCUCUACGCUCUCUUCCUCUUCUACUUCGCCGCUCGUGAUCUGCUGGAGCCGUACGGCCCCAUGCUGAAGUUCCUCAUGGUCAAAUCCGUCAUCUUCCUCUCCUUCUGGCAGGGGAUGCUGUUGGCGAUUCUGGAGAAAUGCGGCGCGAUUCCUCGCAUAAACUCUCCUGAUGUCAGCGUGGGGGAGGGGACUGUUGCCGCCGGUUACCAAAACUUCAUCAUCUGCAUCGAGAUGUUCUUCGCCGCUCUGGCGCUCAGACACGCGUUCACUUACAAGGUCUACAUGGACAAGAGACUCGACAUUCAGGGUUGUGUUCCUGUCUAUGGCCAGUACGGUCGUUGUGCUCCCAUGAGCAUCUCCAGCAGUCUGAAAGAGACGAUGAAUCCGGGUGACAUGCUGCAGGACGCUAUCCAUAACUUCUCUCCGGCGUAUCAGCAGUACACACAGCAGAGCCGCUCUGAGCCACUGAGCCGCUCCAACAGCUGCAGCAACGAGAAAACACUGCUGCUCAGCUCUGACGAUGAGUUCUGACGCGCUCGCGUUCACUUACAAACACCAGUGAGACGAUGAUCACGAUGCCUACAUAGACAGCAUGUUUAGACAGCAUCAGUGCUUCCAGACAGAACGCAGUAAAACUACUGUAUGCUACCUUGCGGUACGUCAUUUGUGGCCAAAAUAUCGAGAGAGAAUACUUGAAUCCAGUAGUUCUCAAACCUUUCAAAUGAAGUUACCACCUUUGAUCAAAUCAGAGCACAAAUCAUUCUAUUAACAGUAGUGGAAGAAUGUUCUGGCAAGGUUCUCUCAAAGUUAUGAACAAAUG
This is a messenger RNA of Sinocyclocheilus grahami, 1347 nucleotides long. RefSeq names its product transmembrane protein 184B-like. The record is from RefSeq and is a predicted model, not a curated record. The transcript is spliced from 9 exons. The annotation marks the transcript as partial. NCBI's taxonomy places the organism in Eukaryota, Metazoa, Chordata, Actinopteri, Cypriniformes, Cyprinidae.